Exophiala xenobiotica is the source of this 1026-nucleotide messenger RNA. RefSeq lists its product as uncharacterized. The coding region runs from base 1 to 1026 and encodes 341 amino acids. The transcript has 5 exons. Gene Ontology annotation, molecular function: arylformamidase activity. Lineage: Eukaryota; Fungi; Ascomycota; Eurotiomycetes; Chaetothyriales; Herpotrichiellaceae. The record is from RefSeq and is a predicted model, not a curated record.
AUGUCUGACUCCAAGACAAUCCCAACAUUCGAAGAGAUCGAGAAGCGUAGUCCACCAUAUUCGGCGUGGGAUCUAUGGGAAAAUCCCCAACUGGGAGCCUUAAACUAUCUCAUUGAUGCGCUGGUACUCCGUUCGGCGAAAGAGGAGAUCCAGCACGGAGUGCGCGUGGGCUUGAACUUGCCCUUGGACCUCAUCGACCCUCCAUUCCUCGGCCGAUCGGGUUUCGAGCGUAAGAUGAUCAAUAAAGCCCCGCGAGUAAUCAACGAUGAUGUGAUUUCCUUCAAUACUCAAGGUAGUAGUCAGUGGGACAGCUUCCGGCAUUUUGCAUAUCAAAAGGAGGGCAAGUUUUACAACAAUGUGAGCCAGGAUGACAUCCACUCCAAGCCUGAAAGCAAGGUAAACGGUAUAAACGCGUGGGCAGCUCGAGGUAUAGCUGGUCGCGGUGUACUUAUUGACUACCACGGCUGGGCUCAGAAGAAGGGCAUCGCCUAUGACCCGCUGAGUGGUCAUGGUAUCUCGGUCGAUGAGGUAGACCAGAUCACCAAAGAGUACGAAAUCGAGCUGCGCAAAGGAGACAUCUUUAUGCUGCGAACUGGCUUUGUUGAGGCAUACUCAGCGCUGAGCAAGGACGAAAGAGAGAAAUAUAGCACUAGUCACUCUUUUCCAGGUCUGGCAUCGGGAAGGAAGACUGCAAAGUGGCUCUGGAAUCAUCAAUUCGCAGCAGUCGCGGGAGAUAACGUAGCCUUUGAGUCUGCUCGUAAGUCUGAACGGAAACGCGCACCGCAGGCAUCGAGUAAUCCCGCUGACUACUAUGACUUCUUACCAGCCCCUGCGGACCCGGAGUUUGGUAUGCUGCAUCCUAUCCUGUUAUCUGGUUGGGGAACACCGAUUGGAGAAUUGUUCGACCUGGAAUUGUUGGCGAAGGAAUGUGAGCGUUUGGGACGAUGGUCGUUCUUUGUUAGCUCUUCACCAUUGAACUACACGGGGGCGGUAGCAUCUCCCCCUAACAUAAUGGCAAUACUGUAA